Crotalus tigris (Tiger rattlesnake) is the source of this 2568-nucleotide messenger RNA. It is a transcript of the gene SRMS, whose product is annotated as src-related kinase lacking C-terminal regulatory tyrosine and N-terminal myristylation sites. Bases 229 to 1704 code for a protein of 491 amino acids. The transcript is spliced from 8 exons. Gene Ontology annotation, biological process: innate immune response; cell differentiation; cell surface receptor protein tyrosine kinase signaling pathway. Gene Ontology annotation, molecular function: ATP binding; non-membrane spanning protein tyrosine kinase activity; signaling receptor binding. Gene Ontology annotation, cellular component: extrinsic component of cytoplasmic side of plasma membrane. The record is from RefSeq and is a predicted model, not a curated record. NCBI's taxonomy places the organism in Eukaryota, Metazoa, Chordata, Lepidosauria, Squamata, Viperidae.
AGGAGUUCCCGUGGCCUACAAACAUAUUCAGGUAUCCAAGGAUCCAGGAAGCAUCUCACUUCACUUCUUCUGGCUCCGGGAGAGAGAAGACAAGGAGGGCAACGUUGACUCAUUGAACAACGAGCAAUGAAAGAAGCAGCUAUGAAAGGGACCAGACCUUCCUUCACGCCAAGCAGCUUGUUGGAACAGCAGAGCUAAAUUCCCUCGGAGAAAUUUCCCAAGAAAGGGAUGGACAGUUUCAUCCGAAAACACUUGCAUUUCUUUCAUACGUUCUGGAACAAGUGUGUGCCCAACGGAGCCUCCAGUAACCGUUCUUUCGAUUCCUGGGAACCGAUCCCAGGAUCCCUACAUCCCACGCUGGAUCCUGACCGUGCUGAAGACAAAGCUUCCCUCCGGGGGGUGCUGUACAACUACACUGCCAGGAAUGCCGAGGAGCUGAGUGUGACUAAGGGGGACAAACUCCAUGUCCUCAAAGAGGACGGGGGUUAUGUCCUAGCAAGGCGCCUCUCUGGAGACAGAGUCACGGGCUAUGUUCCAACCAGCUACAUCAGCAGGAGCAAUGGGGAACCAGCCAGCCAUCAAUCUUGGUACAUAAGCGGAAUCACAAGAAAUAAAGCCAACCAGCUACUUCUCUCUCCCCCAAAUCACCACGGCUCCUUCCUUAUUCGGGACAGCGAGAGUAACAAGGGAGAAUACUCUCUGUCAGUUCGCAACCGAGGAAAAGUACGACAUUUUAGAAUCUUCUUGAAUCCCGCCGGAAGUUUUUACUUGGAAAAAGCUCAUGUUUUCUCGAGUCUGGAAGAGCUCCUUGCUUAUUACAAAGCCAACUGGAAUAUCAUUGAGUGCCCCUUAUCUCAGCCCUGCGUCCAGAAGAAGUCUUCGGAGAUGGAUCAGUGGGAACGUCCCCGGUCUGAAUUCCAGCUCUGGAGGAAGAUGGGCGAAGGAUGUUUUGGAGAAGUUUGGGAAGGAAUGUGGAAGAACACAGUGCCUGUGGCCAUCAAAAUUAUGAAACAAGCUGAUAUGAGGGACGACUUUGUCAAGGAGAUCCGGAACUUGAAAAGUCUGAAACACACAAGGCUCAUUAAACUUCUGGCGGUCUGUUCGAUGGGGGAGCCAGUUUAUAUCGUCACAGAGUUGAUGCGGAAGGGCAAUCUCCAUAGUUACCUCAACAGUGCUGGGGGAAAGGAAUUGACCACACACCACCUCCUCAGCAUCUCUUGCCAGGUGGCUGAUGGGAUGACCUAUCUGGAGGAACAACGUAUCGUCCAUAGAGAUCUCGCAGCAAGGAACAUCCUGGUGGGCGAUGACCUGGCUUGCAAAAUAGCUGACUUCGGCCUUGCCAGGCUCCUCAAGGAUGACAUUUACUCCACCACCAGUAAUGCCAUGAUCCCAGUGAAAUGGACAGCACCGGAAGCAGCCAUCUACCAGACCUACUCCCCCAAAUCGGAUGUGUGGUCCUACGGGAUCCUGCUCUACGAGGUUUUUAGCUACGGACAAUGCCCCUAUGAUGGGAUGAGCAACCAAGAGACCAUCCAGCAGAUUACUCGGGGCUACCGUCUCCCUCUUCCCAACAGUUGCUCCCCUGAGAUUUAUAGCAUCAUGCUCGAAUGCUGGAAAACCCACCCUGAAGACCGGCCAAGUUUUCUCAACUUGCGAGAUGCGCUCUUUUCGAUUUACAAAUGGGCACGUCACCCGAUCUCCUGAAGGGGAGGCACCUUCUGUGUCUUCUGCACCAACCGCCAGCCCUUCGUGCUCAACAGGCUAGUAGACGUUCUGCAGACCCUCCAGCUCAGAUUCUCUUGAGCCUGCAGGAACGUUUGUGCCUUUGAAGGUGGACUAUUUGAGCUCUUCAACCUCAGCAGGUGGAGCGGAGGUGGAGUUAUGGGUUCUACCUGUCCGAAAAUAGCUCACGAUAAGAGAUACUUUACAGCCAAGAGGUCACCGUGGAGAGAAACAGAACUGCAGCAUUUCCUUCCCCCGUGCAAAUUAUGGACUCUUCUUGCUGUAGGCACCCGAUGGCUUUCUUUAGUCAAUAAACAUGAACAAAUGUGUCGAUCUGAUUUCUUACACCGUGCAUAUUCCUGGUGCAUCGAUUAGGUGCAAUUUGAUCGGUCAAAAGUGGGUUGAAGAGUAAUGGAAUCCCACUCAGUGGAAAAAAAAGUCCCUGGGGAAAAAGAGUCCUAGCUUUAUAGUAUGUUUGUCUCUAUGUCUGAGGGUGGAAUGGGACAACUCAACUGUGUGGGACAACUUGCCACAGCCAACUCACAAGGCAACUUGCUGUGAGACAAUUCAGCAAUUCAAUUUAUUUAUUUAAAAUCAUUUAAAAAAUGUUUUAACUUAUGUCACUCACGUUUCAUUUUGUCCCUCCUUUCUUUAAUGCAUCCUUUCUUUAAUGAUUCUAUUCCACUAUUUCUUUGAUAUUAGUGUAACUCUUGUACCAUAGAGAGUCAUCCGUGGUGAGGUUGACAAAUUGGCCGUGGUGAAUUGCCAUAGAAUUGUAUAAGAGAGAGAGAAGUCCUUUUUAAUAAUAAUAAUAAUAAUAAUAAUAAUAAUAGUAAUAAUAAAGUU